AUGACUUACCCUCAAGCAACCUUAUUUGUCCGAAAACAAAGUUGCAAAGGAUUCAUUACGAGGACGUGCACAAGCUCUAGAAUAAGUCAACAAGACUUAUUGCCAAGUAACAUUAUAAAAGGGAUUGAUGAACUUGAGGAGUAUAAAACAAAACUAACAAGUUACCGUUAUGCUGCUGUUGUUCAAAACAUACUUGAUGAUGACGAAGUUUCUGUGAUGUUUUUGAAAGUGUGCAAGUUCCAGAAUAUGCAAGCAUUCAGGGCUAACGAUAAUGACAAGUCUUUUGUGGGUUAUAAUCAGAUACUUGCAAUUCUACCACCACCGUAUAUUUUCGUCAAAGGAAUUAAAACAUAUUAUAAAUUCCAUGAUGAUGUGGACGUUUUCGAAAAAGUUUAA
This is a messenger RNA of Acanthoscelides obtectus, 396 nucleotides long. The record is from the annotation of a GenBank genome assembly. NCBI's taxonomy places the organism in Eukaryota, Metazoa, Arthropoda, Insecta, Coleoptera, Chrysomelidae.